AUACCAUAUCCCGCACUCCACACGCACGCUAUAAAUGUAUACUAUAUAGUUUUCUUUUAUUUUUUUCUUUAUUAUUUUUUUUUCUCUACUUAUCGCAUUGUUCCGCGAGCCCUUCUCGUGUUAAUUCGUCGUGUUUACGUUUUUACAUACGAAUACACCGUAAUCAUAUCAUCUCUCACUGUGUCGCGCGUUCGUUUUCCCCGAACAUCUCCUUGGCUCGAAAGCUCUGAACUUAAUCACCGUAGCGCAAUAGUGAUUCCCUAUGAGCGAACGAUUAUCAUCAUUAUUAUGUACGUGUCUGCGCAACAAUUAUAAAAAUAAUAACAACAAUCAAGUGUAAUUGACAAAUCGAUAUUCGUGUAAACAACGUAAUCCGUGACACGACGGUCACAUCGAGCCCCCUUCCCCCUCCACAUCCGUACGUUGGUGCGAAACCGUAGCGCGUUUCUCGUUCGUUUGUUUUUACUAUAUUUUUUGUGUUUUUCGCGCUAUGCCGUCCGUCCGUCACCGUUCUCGCGCGUGUUUCCCGUGAACCGAGCUUCGGGCCACGACGUGCAGCAGUCAGUCACCGGUGCCGGUGUUUCAGUUUGGAAGGAUCGCCGAACGCGUUUUCCCGAACCGACUUCACCCGCACUUGCGAUGCAAUCUUGAAUCGUUUGUUAUUGAUCCGGUGCGUCUAAAAUGGAGUUAUCUGAUUCAUCAGGUAGCUCAUCAACUGUAAUUCAGUCGAUGUGCCAUGUACGAGCUUCUGAAUUAUAUCCUAAACGAGACUUAGAAACCGAUGAAGGACCUCCAACCCUAGAACCACCAACAGUGCCUUUUGUUCCCUUAGCUGGUGAAUCCGUUGAAUACUUAGGUCGAGGUUCGAAUAAUACUGUAUUAGCACUGUCCAAUUAUCGUUUUUACCUAAAAGUAUCAGAUGGUGGUUCAAAACGUAGAAGAGGCUAUCAAGAUAGCAACAUACCACUUGGCCUAAUUGAAAUGGUCGAAAUAAAAGAUCUAUUUUAUUUGAUAAUUAGUUGCAAAGAUGCACGUACAUGCAGGUGUACUUUUACUACAAAUGAUUUAUGUUUGGAGUGGUACAAACGUUUAACCCGAGCAAUAAUACCACCUAAAAAUGUUCAAGAUGUUUUUGCGUUUGCUUUUCAUGCUUGGGCUAUUGAAGAUCAAUGCAAUGAAGACAUUUCAUUAAACUUAGGACACGAUGGUGAUGAUGACUAUUUUAUGAAAGAGAUUGAAAGACUUAAUAUAAGUGUGUUAAGUGAUAACUCUAAAUGGCGUAUCUCAAAAGUAAAUUGGGACUACAAAUUAUGUGCCACUUAUCCAAAUCGAUUAUUGGUUCCUUCCAGUAUUACUGAUCAAACAUUGGAAACUGCAGCCAAAUUUCGUAGUUCAAAACGAGUUCCUGUCAUUGUUUGGAGACACAAGGGUAAUGGAGCUAUUUUAGCAAGAUGUUCUCAACCUGAAGUAGGUUGGCUUGGAUGGCGAUCCCAAGAGGAUGAAGACUUAUUAAAAGCAAUUGCUGAAUCAUGCCAAAAUAAAUCUAAAAAAUCUAAAAAAUUAGUUGUUAUUGAUGCUCGAUCAUAUCCAUCAGCUGUAGCCAAUCGUGCUCGUGGUGGAGGAUGUGAAUGUCCUGAAUAUUAUCCUGGAUGUGAAAUUCGAUUUAUGAACUUGGCAAAUAUUCAUGCAGUACGGAAGAGUUUUCACUUGCUUCGUCAAUUAUGUGCUUCCCCUCCAGAUCUCCCCAACUGGUAUAGUUUAUUGGAAAACACACGAUGGUUACAUAAUAUAAGUGGUCUUCUUCAUGCUGCAAACACCGUUGCAGCAACUAUUGAACUUGAAAUACAACCAGUUCUUGUUCAUUGUUCAGAUGGUUGGGAUCGUACUCCUCAAAUAGUUUCUUUAGCUGAACUUAUGUUGGACCCAUAUUAUCGGACGAUUGAUGGCUUUCGAGUCUUGUGCCAAAGAGAAUGGUUAGAUUUCGGGCAUAAAUUUAAUGAUCGUGGUCAAGGUGAUGAUCCAAAUGAACGUUGUCCAGUAUUCAUUCAAUGGUUGGACUGCGUGCAUAAUGUGAUGGCACAGUACCCAUGUGCUUUUGAAUUUUCCAAAUCUUAUUUAGUAAAAUUGGCACAACACACAUAUGCAAAUCUUUUUGGUACAUUUUUGUGUAAUAGCGGUGCUGAAAGAAAACGCACAGGAAUUGGCACUGCUACAUUUUCUGUAUGGAAAUAUUUGGCUGCAUCAGUUGAAUGUAAAAAUCAUUUAUACUCGUCUCAACAGGACAAUAUAUUAUGGGUUAGUUGUAAUGUAAGGGAUAUGAAUCUUUGGAGAGAUUUAUAUGUUGGACCAUUUACCGAAGGACCUCAGUUAACAAAAUCUCCUGAAUUAUGUAACUCUACAUUGGUAAUGGAAGGGGUAAUUGAUCCUAUGGUUAGCAAUGGUCAACCAAUUGUCUUUAAUAAUGAAAGUCCUUGCAUGGAAUUCUCAAAAACUGAAGAUGUAAUAUCAUUAGAUGACAGAGAUGAUAAAUCUUCAGAUACAAAUUCUAGCUCAAGCAUUAUUGCUGAAGAAAAUGGAAUAGAACGGCAUUUAAAUUCAACUAAUAAUGUCUUAAAUACUGUUGAUGGGCUGCUACCACUAGUAGACGAUAUGCAAAAUAGACUUCAACAGUUAAAUUUAGAAUAUAAGGCUAGAGAAGCAGCGCUUCAAAAUGAAUUGCAUGUCACCCGGCUAGUAUUGUUGCGCCAAGCUAGUCAUCGUUGUAACGGUGUUGAAGCAACUGCUACGCUUGACAUGAAUGGUCUAUCACUGGCAGACAAAAUCGAUGAUGAUGUGUCCGUGUGUAGCAGCACAGGAGGCGAGACGACAUUGUCGUGGGAACCUGUAGAGCCAUUCGACGCUCAACCAACCCUGUGGGUGCCGGACCACGCGGUUACCCAGUGUAUGUCGUGCGACAACAAAUUCUGGCUGGGAAGACGGAAGCAUCACUGUAGGAGUUGUGGCAAAAUAUUCUGCGCAGAUUGUUCACGAAAUCUGGUUCCAUUGCCAGCUGAACAGCUAUAUGAACCUGUGAGAGUGUGUGAACCAUGUUUUGCACUCGGUACUUCGAGGACCACAAACACUUCAACUACCACUACAUGUAAACAAGCUUUUGCCGAUGAUCAAAAAAAUGUCAACAUCACUUUACAGCCGGCACCAUCGAAUUAAUUUAUAACUAGGUGAAAGUGUAAACUUGUUAAAUCAAUAUUAAAUAUGAAUUAUAUAACUGUUAAGAAUUUUCUUGUAAAUUGUGAUGUUUAAGAACCAAAAAAAAAAAUUAUUUAACUAUUUAGUUUAAUUAAUUUUUUUUUUUUACUAUUUAUUGUUUGAAAACCAAAUUGAGACACAGACAUUUUUAUCUGUAUACGAAUGAAUUAUAAUGGUGUAGGUUUUAAUAGUUAAUAGUA
Molecule: messenger RNA, 3446 nt
Organism: Sipha flava (yellow sugarcane aphid)
Lineage: Eukaryota; Metazoa; Arthropoda; Insecta; Hemiptera; Aphididae
Product: myotubularin-related protein 4
Exons: 13
Coding region: 682-3207 (841 amino acids)
Biological process (GO): dephosphorylation; regulation of autophagy
Molecular function (GO): metal ion binding; phosphatidylinositol-3,5-bisphosphate 3-phosphatase activity; protein phosphatase binding
Source: RefSeq, a predicted model, not a curated record